AUGGCGUCUGGGCGAUUACAGGGCAAAGAAGUUCUCGUUACUGCUGCAGCGCAGGGAAUCGGCCGUGCUGUAACUGAAGCAUUUUCCCAAGAAGGAGCCAACGUAAUUGCUACCGAUAUAAAUGGCGAAAAACUGGCCGAGCUAGACGGAGUCAGAGGAGUACGAACUAAAGUUCUUGACGUGACAGACUACGAUGCUGUGAAGGCUUUUGCUAAAGAAGUCACGAAGCUGGACGUGCUUUUUAACAAUGCAGGGAUGGUCCAUAAUGGUUCUAUUUUGGAAUGCGAGGAGAAAGGUGAUCAUUGUCUAUUCUAUCUAUUGAAAGUGUCGUUUUAGUAGUCUUGUUACAGCUUUCGGACAUGUAGGCGACCACCUACCCUAGUUGUUAAAAACGUUGGUCAUUUUAAGGCAAAAUAAUUUAUAAGCUUACAUGUCAACUUUACGUCUACAUCUAUUUUGCUGGUGUUCUCAGACCAAAAAGAGAGGCAAAUUACUCUGGUGUUCUCGUAUCUUUCUUUGUUAUCCGUGGUUGAAGUCCAGCCCUUUGGGAGAUAGUGGGGGAUUGUUUCAAUCGGUAUUGUCUCAAGGGGGAUGGGGGUAGAACAGUUUGGAAAUCCUCUAUUAAGAUCCCCCUGGACCCGUCCACACAAAGUUUUACAGUCGUGAUUGAUUGAUACAGUCUAUAAUAUUUAUUAGUGUGUGGACAUGUAUACAGUGGAACCCCGCCUUAUGGGCACCUCGUUAUUACGGCCACUUAUUUGGCUGCCUGGCAAAAACCACCAUACAUUUUCUUGUAAAAAAAACCCUCGUUAAUACGGCCAAUUUUUCUGGCCCAAUGUUGGCCGUAUUAAUUGGGUUCUACUGUAUUAAUAAGGAGGGGGAGGGGGACUCGGGAAGGGACCUCGUUUAUUUGAGAGGAGGGGCUUAAUAAAGGAUUUACAGUAUACCAGUAUCUCUACAGGCAUUCUGGCAUAAAUUAACUUCUCAAAAAAUGUCCCAGUCCCAGCCAGGUUAGAAACAUGCACACUAUAAUUUUGUUGAGAAAAUCAUACUAAAAAAUAUAUUGUUCUGUUGUAGACUGGGACAUGUCAUUUGAUCUCAACGUUAAGAGUAUAUAUCGCUUAACCAAACAGUUUCUGCCCAUGAUGUUAUCACAAGGUGGAGGAGUGAUUAUAAACAUGGCAUCAGUGGCUUCAAGCCUCAAGGGGGUACCAAAUCGUUUUGUUUACAGUGCUACCAAAGGAGCAGUCAUUGGUUUGACGAAGGCCCUUGCUGCGGAUUUUGCAGCAAAAGGUAUCCGCUGCCACACCAUCUGUCCAGCCACAGUAGACACCCCGUCUUGGAGAGAGCGAGUAAACAGCCAACCAGAUCCUGAAGAAGCUAUGAAAAAAUUUCUGGCUCGGCAGAAAAUGGGGAGAAUUGGAAAGGCUGAAGAAAUUGCAAAGCUAGCACUGUUUCUAGCUUCCGACGAGGCAAGUUAUAUGACAGGGUGUGAGUAUAUCAUUGAUGGUGGAUGGAUGUUGAGUUAG
Porites evermanni is the source of this 1529-nucleotide messenger RNA. The record is from the annotation of a GenBank genome assembly. Lineage: Eukaryota; Metazoa; Cnidaria; Anthozoa; Scleractinia; Poritidae.